Cercocebus atys (sooty mangabey) is the source of this 5168-nucleotide messenger RNA. RefSeq lists its product as uncharacterized. Gene Ontology annotation, molecular function: DNA binding; structural constituent of chromatin; protein heterodimerization activity. The transcript has 16 exons. NCBI's taxonomy places the organism in Eukaryota, Metazoa, Chordata, Mammalia, Primates, Cercopithecidae. The record is from RefSeq and is a predicted model, not a curated record. The coding region runs from base 21 to 4370 and encodes 1449 amino acids. Gene Ontology annotation, cellular component: nucleosome. Gene Ontology annotation, biological process: nucleosome assembly.
GUAGUUAGGCCUACUUAGCAAUGGCACGGACAAAGCAGACAGCUCGCAAGUCCACCGGCGGCAAAGCGCCGCGCAAGCAGCUGGCCACCAAGGCGGCUCGCAAGAGUGCUCCGGCCACCGGUGGAGUCAAGAAGCCCCAUCGCUACCGCCCCGGCACCGUGGCUCUGCGCGAGAUCCGCCGCUACCAGAAGUCCACUGAGCUGCUAAUCCGGAAGCUACCUUUUCAGCGCUUGGUACGCGAGAUCGCACAGGACUUUAAGACCGACCUGCGCUUCCAGAGCUCGGCAGUGAUGGCGCUGCAAGAGGCUUGCGAGGCCUACCUGGUGGGGCUAUUUGAGGACACCAACCUGUGCGCCAUUCACGCCAAGCGCGUCACUAUUAUGCCCAAAGACAUCCAGCUUGCGCGCCGCAUCCGAGGGGAGAGGGCAGUAGUUGGAUUCUUAAGUCAAAGCGACUUGAAUUACUGGUGCUGCAAUGCAGAAGAAAUCACUCUGACCGUGGAACUUUUCCAAGCUGCAAAAUCCCAUUCUCAGUUUCUUGCCACCAUGUCGGAAACCGCUCCUGCCGAAACAGCCACCCCAGCGCCUGUGGAGAAGUCCCCCGCUAAGAAGAAGGCAACUAAGAAGGCGGCCGGCGCUGGCGCGGCUAAGCGCAAAGCGACUGGGCCCCCAGUCUCAGAGCUGAUCACCAAGGCUGUGGCUGCUUCUAAGGAGCGCAAUGGCCUUUCUUUGGCAGCCCUUAAGAAGGCCUUAGCGGCCGGUGGCUACGACGUGGAGAAGAAUAACAGCCGCAUCAAGCUGGGCCUCAAGAGCUUGGUGAGCAAGGGCACCCUGGUGCAGACCAAGGGCACUGGUGCUUCUGGCUCCUUUAAACUCAACAAGAAGGCGGCCUCCGGGGAAGCUAAGCCCAAAGCCAAGAAGGCAGGCGCCGCUAAAGCUAAGAAGCCCGCGGGGGCCACGCCUAAGAAGCCCAAGAAGGCUGCAGGGGCGAAAAAGGCAGUGAAGAAGACUCCGAAGAAGGCGAAGAAACCCGCGGCGGCUGGCGUCAAAAAAGUGGCGAAGAGCCCUAAGAAGGCCAAGGCCGCGGCCAAACCGAAAAAGGCAACCAAGAGUCCUGCCAAGCCCAAGGCAGUUAAGCCGAAAGCGGCAAAGCCCAAAGCCGCUAAGCCCAAAGCAGCAAAACCUAAAGCUGCAAAGGCCAAGAAGGCGGCUGCCAAAAAGAAUUUUGUUCCAUCAUCAGUACGUGGUUUCUCCGCGUUUAAGCCACUUAGGCGCCAGCUACUUCGGCGUUACUGUCACGGCCUGAAUGUUGGGCAGGACACCACCCUGAGCGAUGGUCACUUUGCCCAGCAGCUUGUUGAGCUCCUCGUCGUUACGGAUGGCCAGCUGCAGGUGACGCGGGAUAAUACGGGUCUUCUUGUUGUCGCGGGCGGCGUUGCCCGCCAGCUCCAGGAUCUCGGCGGUCAGGUACUCCAGCACCGCCGCAAGAUACACCGGGGCGCCGGCCCCGACACGCUCAGCAUAGUUGCCCUUGCGGAGCAGCCGGUGCACUCUGCCCACGGGAAACUGGAGACCAGCCCGAGAAGAGCGGGUCUUGGCCUUGGCGCGAGCUUUGCCUCCCUGCUUGCCGCGUCCCGACAUGACGAAGAAACGAUCGACAAGAAGCGAAAGCGCAGCCGCAAGGAGAGCUGCACCGUGUACUUGCACAAGGUGCUGAAGCAGGUCCACCAACACUGGCAUCUCUUCCAAAGCAAUGGGGAUCUUGAACACCUUCGUUAUGACAUCUUCGAGCGUUGCGCUGGCGAGGCUUCCCGCCUGGGGCAUUACAAGCGUUCGACCAUCACCUCCAGGGAGAUCCAGACGGCUGUUCUCCUGUCACGCACGCGGUGUCCGAGAGCACCAAGGCCGUCACCAAGUACACGAGCUCCAAGUCAGCUCCUCUCUGAACACUCACCAGAGAAAACGGUGGUCAAGUUACAAACUGCCCGCGCAGCGUCGGGAUUGGCCAUCGACAUCAACUCGGCCCGAUUGACGUGUUUGUCUGAUGAUAAACCUGAUCCUUCUUCAGAUAAAAAAUUGUCUCAAGCGUUGCUGCAACAUGCACUCCCCGGGGAGAAGCAGGCGCACAGCCGUCUGGAUCUCCCUGGAGGUGAUGGUCGAGCGCUUGUUGUAAUGCGCCAGGCGGGAAGCCUCACCCGCGAUGCGCUCGAAGAUGUCAUUGACGAAGGAAUUCAUGAUUCCCAUGGCCUUGGACGAGAUGCCGGUGUCGGGGUGGACCUGCUUCAGAACCUUGUACACGGCGGCAAAACUCGCGCCAAAGCUAAGACCCGCUCUUCUAGGGCGGGUCUUCAGUUCCCCGUGGGCCGAGUGCACCGACUGCUCCGCAAGGGCAACUAUGCCGAGCGGGUAGGUGCCGGCGCGCCUGUGUACCUGGCGGCGGUGCUGGAGUACCUGACCGCCGAGAUCCUGGAGCUGGCUGGGAACGCGGCCCGAGACAACAAGAAAACCCGCAUCAUCCCGCGCCACCUGCAGCUGGCCAUCCGCAACGACGAGGAGCUCAACAAGCUGCUUGGUAAAGUGACCAUCGCCCAGGGUGGUGUUCUGCCCAACAUCCAGGCCUUUAUACUUCAUAAGACCAUGGAAGCAGAAUUUGGGUAUCUGACCCUUCUGCAGAAUUUAGGACCCCACGGGCGGGACUUCCCGCCGACUUCUUUCAGGUUCUCAGUUCGGUCCGCCAACUGUCUUAUAAAGGCGCUGCCUCAGGCCAGAGUCCUCACAAGGCGUUGUGUACGACUCGUCUUGCUCAUCAUGUCUGGCCGCGGCAAAGGCGGGAAGGGUCUUGGCAAAGGCGGCGCUAAGCGCCACCGCAAGGUGCUGCGUGACAACAUCCAGGGCAUCACCAAGCCGGCCAUCCGGCGCCUUGCCCGCCGCGGCGGCGUGAAGCGCAUCUCUGGCCUCAUCUACGAGGAGACCCGUGGGGUGCUGAAAGUCUUCCUGGAGAACGUGAUCCGGGACGCUGUGACCUACACGGAGCAUGCCAAGCGCAAGACGGUCACCGCCAUGGAUGUGGUUUACGCGCUGAAGCGCCAGGGUCGCACCCUCUACGGUUUCGGCGCCACCGAAACCGUAGAGGGUGCGACCCUGGCGCUUCAGCGCGUAAACCACAUCCAUGGCGGUGACCGUCUUGCGCUUGGCAUGCUCCGUGUAGGUCACAGCGUCCCGGAUCACGUUCUCCAGGAAGACUUUCAGCACCCCACGGGUCUCCUCGUAGAUGAGGCCAGAGAUGCGCUUCACGCCGCCGCGGCGGGCAAGGCGCCGGAUGGCCGGCUUGGUGAUGCCCUGGAUGUUGUCACGCAGCACCUUGCGGUGGCGCUUAGCGCCGCCUUUGCCAAGACCCUUCCCGCCUUUGCCGCGACCAGACAUGAUAAGCAAGACGAGUCAUACAGGCCUUUUGCCAUGUCUGGGCGUGGUAAGCAGGGAGGCAAAGCUCGCGCCAAGGCCAAGACCCGCUCUUCUCGGGCCGGGCUUCAGUUUCCCGUGGGCCGAGUGCACCGCCUGCUCCGCAAGGGCAACUAUGCCGAGCGGGUCGGGGCUGGGGCACCGGUGUACCUGGCUGCGGUGCUGGAGUACCUGACCGCCGAGAUCCUGGAGCUGGCUGGCAACGCGGCCCGCGACAACAAGAAGACUCGCAUCAUCCCGCGUCACCUCCAGCUGGCCAUCCGCAACGACGAGGAGCUCAACAAACUGCUGGGCAAAGUCACCAUCGCACAGGGUGGUGUUCUGCCCAACAUCCAGGCCGUGCUGCUGCCAAAGAAGACCGAGAGCCACCACAAGGCGAAGGGCAAAUUGUUGGAAGCAAACAUGACUGCUUUGGGGCCAAAUGCAUUCUUGGUCUUGACUCUCACUAUAAAGAAGCGGCUAGCUUUCUCUUUGCCCUUAACUGCAUCUAGUUCUGAAAGAAUGGCGCGUACGAAGCAGACUGCUCGUAAGUCCACCGGCGGCAAGGCUCCGCGCAAGCAGCUGGCUACGAAAGCGGCUCGGAAGAGCGCUCCGGCCACCGGCGGCGUCAAGAAGCCCCAUCGCUACCGGCCUGGUACAGUGGCUCUCCGCGAGAUCCGCCGCUACCAGAAGUCCACCGAGCUGCUGAUCAGAAAGUUGCCUUUUCAGCGUCUGGUGCGAGAGAUCGCGCAGGACUUUAAGACCGACCUGCGCUUUCAGAGCUCGGCGGUGAUGGCGCUGCAAGAGGCAUGCGAGGCCUACCUGGUGGGGCUCUUUGAGGACACCAACCUGUGCGCCAUCCACGCCAAGAGGGUGACUAUCAUGCCCAAGGAUAUCCAGCUCGCACGUCGUAUCCGCGGCGAAAGGGCUUGAGUCUCAAGGACUCAGAUUAUAUACCCAAAGGCUCUUUUCAGAGCCACCCACUUGGGCGCUGAAAAGAUCUGUUUCUCUGAGGAAUUCUUCCUGGUACUUUGUUUUGCCUAUAGCAGAUAGGGUCCAUUUCCAGACGUUAUACAAUCUGUUUUGGAAGGUUCAGCCUAUCCCUGUUAAAAUGUUAGUUUUGUAAAUCUUAACAUUUAAUAAUCUGGGAGCUUUCCGCAAGCAUUGGGUGUAGCCAAAAGUUCCUUUGUGUGUUACCCGCCCAUCUCCGCAGCCCAGUUUUGACCGUAUGGUGGUUCUAAUUUUCUGCCAACCUAUACUGUAGUGUGUAUAUUCCUUGCCAACACGCCAAGAAUAAAACUAAGGUUGAAUUGAAGUUGGAAAAAUUCAGGGUAAUGUAGCUCAUGCUGGCUAAAGUGAAAACAUUCCCCUCCCCCGCCCCCCGUUUCCUAAGCAGUGUUUUUGAAAUUUUCAAGUCGAAUUUUGGGCCUGCUUAAAUCUCUUAAGUGUAGUUAAUGACAGAUGGUUUGGGGAUUAAAAGUCGUCUGGAGAAAGCCCGCCAGAGAAAAUUCCCUUUGAAGCCCCAUAUAAAAAUAUGUGUAUGAGAGAAAGUGUUUUAUCUGACUUCUGACAGUGGCUAAAACUUUGAACUGUCAGGAGUAUCCAAAAUUAAGACUGCCUUGUAGGGAAUUCUGUGGUAAUUUUUUUGAGCACAGGAUAAAAUACUUGAGUCUUACUUAAAUGUUACCUUCUCAUUAAGGCUUUGUAUGACUAAAAUCUGUAUAAUCCCCA